AUGGCUUCAUAUUUGCCACUUGAAUGUCUUAAUAAUAUUUUUAAUUGUGUUUAUGAUAGCGAAACGCUAUAUUCUUGCCUUUUCGUGAAUAGAGAUUGGAGUAACGGUGUUGUACCAAUCCUAUGGAGAAAACCAUUCAGCAGGCUUAGAUUCAGAUAUAGAUCAUCAAAAAAUGGUGGACACAUUAUUCGAACUUAUUUAUCCUGCCUCCCAGAAUCUAAAAGAAAUCAAUUUUUUUCAGAAUCGAAUCAACCUUUCUCAUCUCCUUUAUUUUUUUAUCCUGCUUUCUUGAGAGAAUUAGAUUUUGAAGGCUUGUAUGAUGAAAUUUCAGAUUGGUUAAAUACCAAUUUUAAAAAUUCAAGAAAAAUUCUUGCCGAUUUGGACAAUUCUAAUGAUCAAUAUUUUACUCGAAAUGGGUUAAAUAAUUAUGAUCAAAAUAAAUUUUCUAUGAUUGAAGCGAUUAUAGAAUUAAUUUUUAAACAUUGCAAUUAUCUCGACUAUAUUUAUUUUGAUGUCAGAAGAUUACCAAUAGUUUUUACUAAUAUAUUAACAAGAUAUUGCAUGCUUCAUAAUCCUAUGAAUGAUCCAUCAUGGUUUCAACGAUUAACGAUUUUGGAAUAUCAUGGAGUUGGUUCAAAUUAUACUAUUCCUGAUUGCGUCUCUCUGGAUUUUUUAUUCUCCUUAUCAAAGGUUUGUCAGGAUCUUACUUAUCUAAAGAUAAGAGCUUUCGCUGCCCCAACUUGUGAUUCUUUGGCUUCAUUAAUUCAAUCUCAAAAAGGUCUUCGUAAACUACUUUUAUGGGAGUUGAAUCUUCAUGAUAUAUCAUGUAUUAUCGAAGCUAUUAGUAGUCAAGCACAUAGUAUGAGAGAAAUUGAAAUGUUUCAAUGUUCAUUUGAACUUUGUGAUUCUUUUGAAGGAUUAGCUU
Dentiscutata erythropus is the source of this 925-nucleotide messenger RNA. NCBI's taxonomy places the organism in Eukaryota, Fungi, Glomeromycota, Glomeromycetes, Diversisporales, Gigasporaceae. The record is from the annotation of a GenBank genome assembly.